Molecule: messenger RNA, 681 nt
Organism: Helobdella robusta
Lineage: Eukaryota; Metazoa; Annelida; Clitellata; Rhynchobdellida; Glossiphoniidae
Exons: 3
Coding region: 1-681 (226 amino acids)
Source: RefSeq, a predicted model, not a curated record
AUGGUCAAAUUAUUACCAACCCAAGGCGAAAAUAGACUUGGAAGAGUCCUGGAGACAAGAGAUGCCCUCACAGAAUCAACAAGAGAAGUUAUACUUGUGAAGGAGCAAAGAAGAGGUCAAAAAUGGAUGACAGAUGACAUUGUGUUUCUGAUGAAUGAACGAAAAAAAGUAGAAAGCUGCAAUCCUGAUAAAUACAAAAAGCUGGACAAAACAAUCAAAAAAAUGUGCGUAGAAGCAAAAGAGAAGUGGUUAAAUGACAAGUGUGAAAUCAUUGAAAAGAUCAAAAAUAGUAAUACAAAUGCAUUAUAUAAAAACACCAAAGAAAUCACUGAAAUAAGGGUUUGUACCAUUUCUGGAUGCAUAAAAGCUAAAUCCGGUAAAAUUAUCUUAGAGAAAGAAAAAGUGCUUGAAAGAUCGACUGAAUACACUAACAAUCUUUUCGAUGUCAUCCAUGGUGAAAAGCCUCCUAUUAAAAAAGAUGUAGAAGGACCGAAGAUACUUAGAUCUGAAGUUUGCGCCGCUUUUUCUAUAAUGAAAUCAAAUACAGCACAAGGUCCAGAUGAGAUAGCUGGUGAAGAAAUUAAAUGCCUCGAUGAAUUUGGCGUUGAAAAAGGUCCCCAAAGAGAAUUGCGUGUUAUUUUUGAAUCAAUUCAAACAACGCUCUUUAGAGACUCAGUUUAA